CCUCAGUUUCAGCCUUCCCCAGUAUUACUUAUACUAUUGGAGCAUGUCCCCAAGACAAGAAAAUGAUUAGACCAGUUGGCUCUACUUAAACCUGAAAGGUUACUCCAACUUCAUCAAUUUACCAUUGCUCCCAGCAAACACACACAGAGAGUUGCUUCAAACAUUGAAGAUGAAUAUCUCGAGAAUCAACAGUAUCGGAUCUAUUACUACCAAGUUAAACUGCAGUGAAACCCCAGCGAGCCCUUAUCUCCAUUGCUCAAAGAUCACUGCCAAGGAUAUUUCUACUCUGGGAUUUCCAUCUCAUCAAUCUGUCAGCUUAUCGUGGCUCAGAAGGGAUGCUUCAGAGAGCUGUCUUGUGUUGAAAACUGCUAAGAUCCCAAGAUGCAUGAAGAAGAGUGGGAGACUAGAAGUGAAAGCUUUUACUGAAGAGCAAGAAGCUUUGGUGACAAAAUCAUGGAAUGUAAUGAAGAAGAAUGCUGCAGAGUUGGGACUUAAGUUCUUCUUGAGGAUCUUUGAGAUCGCACCGUCUGCAAAGAAGCUUUUUACGUUCUUGAAGGACUUGGAUGGACCUCUGGAGCAGAAUCCAAAGCUGAAACCCCAUGCGAUGACUGUUUUUGUCAUGACUUGUGAAUCUGCUGUUCAACUUCGGAGAGCUGGGAAAGUUACUGUGAAGGACUCAACUCUUAAGGAUUUGGGGGCGACGCACUUUAAGUAUGGCGUGGUUGAUGAACACUUUGAGGUCACUAAGUACGCGUUGCUGGAAACCAUAAAGGAAGCAGUGCCUGAAAUGUGGUCAUUGGAGAUGAAGACAGCGUGGGCCGAAGCCUACGAUCAGUUGGCUGCUGCAAUCAAGACGGAAAUGAAACCCCCUUCUUGAGACACAAAGAGGGACGAAUCUGCAUUUGUUCCAGUUUACUUAAUAAGUUGUGUUAACACAAAGAUGAGUGAUAUACUUUUGUUACUUGAGUUAACUGAGUAAAUGACUCUUGAUGCUGAUUUUGGAUUUAGUCGAGUAAUAAUAAAUUAGUACAUUCGACUACAAUUUGGUGUGAUCUUUGCAUUUAUUGCUUUGUAUAUGACUGUCACUGGCCUUGGGAAUCAGCUCAUAAACAGUUUUGAUAGAGGCUGCUUAAGUAUUUUGAAUUA
This is a messenger RNA of Sesamum indicum (sesame), 1146 nucleotides long. Its product is annotated as anaerobic nitrite reductase MHB1. The record is from RefSeq and is a predicted model, not a curated record. Lineage: Eukaryota; Viridiplantae; Streptophyta; Magnoliopsida; Lamiales; Pedaliaceae. Gene Ontology annotation, molecular function: heme binding; oxygen binding.